AUGUAAUUGUAACUCAUCCCACAUUGCAACGCGGUAGUCACGUGACAAAGAUCCUGAUAGUCAAGCUUGGAGUAUCCGGUAAUUUCGUAAUAACAGUGACAAAAAGAUAAUUUCAUCUGGUCUGGGUGUGGACCUUCCUUCUAAAAUGUCCUUCCCCCCACACCUCAACCGGCCACAGAUCGGCAUUUCCCCACUCCCUCCUGGCAUUCCACCACCACAAUUUGCUCGGUUCCCUCAAGCAGUGCCCGCUGGGACCCCAAUGAUACCAGUGCACAUGGGCAUCAUGACACAAACCCCUACAAUGCUGGUGCCCACCUCGGUGUCUGUGGUCAGUAAGCCUGCUAUCCACAAGAAGGACCUGUCCGUGGUGCGCCUGAAAGAGACUGAGGAGACGGGCGGCCCGACCACCACAGUGUUUGUGGGAACCAUCUCAGAGAAGGCCUCAGAUAUGCUCAUCAGACAGCUCCUAUCAAAAUGUGGUCUGGUCCUUAGCUGGAAAAGAGUGCAGGGAGCGUCUGGGAAACUUCAAGCCUUUGGCUUCUGUGAGUAUAAGGAGCCAGAGUCCACGCUCAGGGCCCUGCGGCUCCUGCACGACCUGCAGAUUGCAGAGAAGAAGCUGUUGGUGAAGGUGGACGCCAAGACCAAAGCUCAGCUGGACGAGUGGAAGGCCAAGAAGAAGAGCUCCAACGGGAUGUCCAAGACUGACGACACCGGAGAAGACGAAGAGGAGGAGCUGGAUGAGGAAACCAAGCGACGGGAUCAGGUGGUCAGGGGAGCCAUUGACGGCCUCAUGCGGGAGUACGCCAAAGAGCUCACUGCUCCAUCGCAAGACGAAGAGUCUCUUCGGCGCAAGAAAAAGAAAGAGAGGAAAGAAGAGGAGGACAUCAACACCAUUGACAUAGAGGAAGACAAGAGAGACCUGAUUUCCAGGGAGAUCAACAAAUUCCGCGACACACACAAGAAACUCGAGGAGGAGAAAGGCAAGCGGGAGAAGGAGCGUCAGGAGCUCGAGCGCGAUAGGAAGGAGAGGGAGAAGGAGAGAGAGCGUGAACGCGAGCGCUGGGAGCGGGAGCGAGAGAAGGAGAGAGAGCGCGAGCGCGAGAAGGAGAGAGAACGCGAGAAGGACCGGGAGAAAGAGAGGGAGCGCGACCGUGAUAGAGAGCGCGACCGGGAGCAUGAGAGAGAACGAGACUGGGACAAGGAGAGGAGCCGAGACCGGAGCCUCGAUCGCAGCAGGUCCAGAGAACAGAGCCGCGACCGGGAGAAGAAGCGAGACCGUGGGGAAGAUGAUGAAGAGGCGUACGAGCGCCGCAAGCUGGAGAGGAAGCUCAGGGAGAAGGAGGCUGCCUAUCAGGAGCGGCUGAAGAACUGGGAGAUUAGGGAGCGGAAGAAGGGCCGUGAUCACGCCAAGGAGGUGGAGAGGGACGAUGAGCGCCGACGGGAAAUGGCGAAAGAAGGCAAAAGGUUGAAGGAAUUCCUGGAGGACUAUGAUGAUGAAAGAGAUGACCCCAAGUACUACAGGGGCAGUGCUCUGCAGAAGCGUCUGCGUGACCGGGAGAAGGAGAGGGAAUUGGACGAACGAGACAGGAAGAGAGAGAAGGAGGAGCUGGAGGAGAUCAGACAGAGACUGCUGGCAGAGGGACAUCCAGACCCCGAAGCAGAACUGCGCAGGAUGGAGGAGGAGGCGGAGCGUCUGCGUCAGCCACCGCCCCCGCCCCCGCCCAAACUAGAGGUCGAGGAGCCACGGGAGCGUGAACGUGAGCGUGAACGGGACCGGGACCGGGACCGAGAACGGAACCGAGAACGGAACCAGGACUGGGAUCGAGAGCGUGACUGGGACAGGGAGCGACACGAACGCCAGGAACGUCACGAUCGCCACGACCGUCACAGAGGAAAUGGAGACGCCCCCGCACCCCCAUCCGACAAUGACAUCGAGGAAGGGGAGGAGCCAGACGACGAGGACGGAGAAGACAGGGGCGAGUCCAGGCCCUGCCUGAAGCCCACGCUCCGGCCAAUCACGGCGGCUCCGUCUGUGUCGUCGGCCAGUGCGGGGGCCACACCCAACACACCCGGGGACGAGUCGCCCUGCGGUAUCAUAAUCCCGCAUGAAAACUCGCCCCCUGAGGCCGCCCCUCAGGAGGAGCACCGGCCCAAGAUUGGUCUCAGCCUCAAAUUAGGCUCUACUGGCAGCCCCAGUCAGCCCAACGUGGUCAAGCGCAAGAAACUUCAGGACAGCGUCUUCAACCGCUUCGACGACGAUGAGGCCGACGAGGGCCCGAAGAAGAGGAAGCUGGUGCCACUCGACUACGACGACGACAAGAGCCAAGGGCUGGACGGCCUCGGGCUGGGUGGGGGCAAGGGAGCUGACAUGGAGGAGAAGCGCCAGCACAUCAAGAGCCUGAUCGAGAAGAUCCCCACGGGCAAGCCUGAGCUUUUCAACUACCCGCUCGACUGGUCCGCAGUAGACCCGUCUUUGAUGGAGAGACGCAUUCGGCCAUGGAUCAACAAAAAAAUCAUUGAGUACAUCGGCGAGGAAGAGGCUACGCUCGUGGACUUCGUGUGCUCCAAGGUGAUGGCAAACAGCACACCACAAGGCAUCCUGGAUGAUGUUGCCAUGGUGCUGGAUGAAGAGGCCGAGGUGUUCGUCGUGAAAAUGUGGCGGUUAUUAAUCUACGAGACCGAAGCCAAGAAGAUCGGACUGGUGAAAUAGACAGAUCAGUUUCAGCUCCUUGACUUCUGUCGGAUCCCAAGCCACCCGUUUUAACGUCAUCAAAACAGAAAAAUGUGAACUGUUCAUCCUGAAAGGGAAGCCCAUGUUACCAAAGGCGGUGUGUCGUCUUUGGGUCUGUCUUAUAAGGCCACUGCUAGGCAAACUCACCUGCUGCCCAUCUGAUCCAUCCCAAAAUCUAUUUCCACAGAGGACCACAGUUUCUAUGUGCGUUUAUUAAAGCUGUAUUCAUGGCGUUUGUCAGGAGUAAGUGAACCUAUGGACAGUUGUUCCACAUCCAGUUGUAGCUGCUCAUUUGUUUGUUUUUUUAGCACUGAAACCCAGGUGGUACAUUUUACUAAGUCCUCCGCGUUUGAUUUGGCGUUAUAAUUUACUCAGCAUCUCUUAGUUUUCACUCUUCGAAGUAUAUCAAUUUUCUGUGUUGAGCUUUAGAUGCUGUACAUGUAUACAAAACAAAACUACUGUUCUUAGCCAUAACCGUUUCAUUUUGCUGCGAUAAGCAAACGUUGAAGCUAAAUGCUUUUUCAUACCAUAAUGGAAACGGGUUUGUCUGCAAGUCAGGUCUGGUAUCUGUAGCUGUUUUUCAAACGGAUUUAAUUUUGACUGCUUUGUGAAUCUUUGUAAUGGUACCUCUUCAUAGUAGUUGAACUAUCGGUUCCCAUCAUUGAUCAGGUCAUGUCCCUGUUGCAUACAAGCGCUACCUAAAGGCCAGCUUACAGUCUUUGAAGUCAUACUGAAACGAUCUUGAUUUGCGAAAGCAUAUGAACAUUGUUGUCCUUUUUUUGUUUUUGUACCUACUAAUGGAAAAUGUUUUGAAUAAAGAAAUUUUUUAGAA
Clupea harengus (Atlantic herring) is the source of this 3563-nucleotide messenger RNA. RefSeq names its product RNA binding motif protein 25b (gene rbm25b). Gene Ontology annotation, molecular function: mRNA binding. Lineage: Eukaryota; Metazoa; Chordata; Actinopteri; Clupeiformes; Clupeidae. Gene Ontology annotation, cellular component: spliceosomal complex. The record is from RefSeq and is a predicted model, not a curated record. Gene Ontology annotation, biological process: regulation of alternative mRNA splicing, via spliceosome.